AUGGACCCUUCUCUUCUCUUCCCUUUACCACAAGCACAGAACACACUGUGUUCCACGCCGUAUCGAAGCCUCCACGUCGCGCACACUAGUCGGAGCAUCCACGUCAUCGGCACGCCUCCACGCCGUCUCCUGGUGGUUGUCGAGGAUUGUGAGCUUCUGGUCAUCGACCUCAGCCGCUUAGAGGACAGGGAUGAGACUGUGAGGGAAGAGUGCAAGUCGCACAUUGCUAGUGCUUCACAGGAUUGGAAAAUGGAGUUGCAGAUUCUGAAAAUGGAAAUUCCUCCGUUUGUGACAAUGCCAACAAAGAGAACGCGGAUUGGAACAAACCGCAGAAGUUUAGCUUUGGAGCCUCAUCAAUUGAAGAAGAAGAAGAAGAAGAAAGGAGGCAGUUACAAUUUGCGCAAGAGCUUGGCGUGGAAUCGAGCUUUCUUUACUAAAGAAGGUGUUUGGAAUCUAGAGGAGCUUUCUAUGAUUAGUGGCAUUGCCUCUUCUAAGUCAGGGUUGGAUUCGGAAGUCAAAGAUAUCAUUGAUGAGGUUUGA
Vigna radiata var. radiata (mung bean) is the source of this 540-nucleotide messenger RNA. Its product is annotated as gibberellin 2-beta-dioxygenase 8-like. Gene Ontology annotation, molecular function: microtubule binding. The transcript is spliced from 4 exons. The coding region runs from base 1 to 540 and encodes 179 amino acids. Lineage: Eukaryota; Viridiplantae; Streptophyta; Magnoliopsida; Fabales; Fabaceae. The record is from RefSeq and is a predicted model, not a curated record.